CUCACUGCAGCUCUUGGAAAAACCCGCACGGCCCUCGCGAGCUGGGCUGAUUUCUCCAAAUUAGAAACCGAAGCUCUCCCAGAGCAAAGCCAAGGCCGUAUGGGUGCAGAGCAGUGAGCUGUGGCCGUGGCACACGUGGGGCCUGAGCAGCACGUCGCCUUGGUUGCACACUGCUGGUGACUUGCUUGGUGUUUGUAUGGAUGGGGCUGCAGCAGGGGUUGGGGAGUGGAGCUGUGGUUUGGUGCUGCAUGGGAAGCUUGGCAGGGUGCUGGAAAGCCCCUUUUCCCAGGAUUGGGCUGUGUGGGGCAGGACUGUGAGCUGAGCAGAUGUUUUAGCUCUGCUGGCACACGUGCUCAGUUUUGUCAUGGGCACAGGAGUUGGCAGUAAUUAGAUGAGAGUAUGCAUAGCGUACUCAUAGCGCAUGCAUAGCAUGGCAUACUCUCCACAGCUUCCUCUGGGCUUUUAGGCGCUUUCUUACUUGAGUGCAUGAGGUUAAGUGCUUUAUUCGCAUAUGUCCAUUGCUAGCAGAAGCACUGAAAGUCCAGGAUCCUUUGAAGGUACUUAUCUGCUGCGUGGGGAAAAAAGCUGCUCGAAUCUGAGAUGAUGAAAGUUUCCUGGUAGAAACCAUAGUGCCCCAUUCCUGCAGAGGCUGCAGGUGGCCCUCUCUGCACCUCUCCCAGACCUUCACUGCAGAACCCGCUGCGUGUUUCUCAAGAAACUUUGCCCUGUGGUUGCCCCACAGUUGCUUUCUCUGCCCUGCUGCUGUCUGGGCACAGUGAGCACCACGCACCGAGUUCUGCUGCAGACACGGCUGACACGAUUUGCAUGAAGACCAUUUAUAGCUUCAAACUGGUCUGGUAAUUCUGUUUUUGUUUGCCUUGGGUCAUAGCAAAGCUCUGUAGAGUUAACCAGCAGUUGCAUUUUCUAUAUGAAACCCACUUCAUUUGAAGAAGACCUUAGCAGUUUGGGCUUUUUUAUGUGCCACAAGUGAAUUUCAAAGCCUUUGGGACCAGAAAGUGUCAACAUGUAGUCUGACCCGUGUGUCACAAGGCAUUUCAUUCGUGUGCCUCCAAUGCCUGGUUGUGCCGGCACGCAGCCUGAAUCAGCCAGGAGUGCUUGUCUGGAAGGCACUUAUGGUUAUCUGAGGGUCUUGGGAGAGGGCGAACACCAAGAUGCCUCCUGAAGCUAACUGGGCAAGUCAGAGUCCAGGUGAAGGCUCAUCAGCCAGCUGUGAGGCUUAAAUCUGGUGUCAGAAUGUUCUUCUACCAGUCUUUCAGACGUAUCAUCAUUACCGUGUUGUUUCACCACCUUUUACAGCUGUAAAGUGUCAGAUAAACAGUGUCUGUGACUUUAUAGAGCAGUCCCUGGUGGAUAGCAAGUUACUUAAAACACUGCAUACAGCUCUCUGCAAUACUUGGUACUCCAUGGGCAUUACCUAUGGAGUAGGUGAAGUUGGUUGAGAUGAUAACUUCUAGGGCUUCAGUUCAAACUAUUUUCCUAACUUAGCUGCUCAUGCUUUCCUGUCUUCUUACUCAUCUUUUGAGGUGAGUGCUUACUAAGACUGUGUGAUGCCUUUUAACUAAUUAUCAGUGUCUGACAGUGGAAACCUGUUGAAGUGUGAAGGCUGUUUCUUAUUUGUGAACUCAGGUGCUGUGUCCGUGGGGAGCUCUGUGAACUGAUGUGGGAGUGAAUUGCUCCUUGCCUUUCCCUGGUUCAGACCUAGCCCAGGUAGCAGCUGAAGCUUGUUUUCGUACAUUGGCAAGAAGGCAUUUAACAUCAGUUGAUUCAGCUAUCAGAAUGUGUAUGCUGAUGAAUAUCUGCAUCAUGGCAGGCAGAUUCACAGCUCGUGUGCCUGAAGGCAGCUAAUGGAAGGACUCUGGGAGGAGGAUAAAUUAUAGCCGGUCCUUCCUCAUCCAAGUAAUGGAGCCUAAUUAGACUUUCCCUGGCAGUACAUGGAAUUCUCCUCACUUUUAAUUCACGAUUGUGGAUCUUGCACUUGCAAUGCAAGCUGCAUCUUACCCAUACCUGCUGUUGCAAUGAAUGGUGGUCACCUGUCCUCAUUUCUUUGCCUUUUUUUGCAAAGUUUGUGUAAAUUGAGUGCCUUCUUGGACUGUGCAGUACUAUGGCAAUCUCAGUGGCUUCUUCCUGUUAAUGUCUAGAUAAAACUUGUUGCCUGUCAGCAGCUCUGUAGUCAGCAUACCAGCUGAACGCCCAGAUUUCUCAGGCAGCAUGCAGAGCUUGGAUGUGUGAUGUGGGAUUUUUUUCAUGAGCAUCUUUAUGCUGUCAUUUAGGAAUCCAGAUUAUCUGGUGUAGAAUCUGGCCCUAUGAAGGCGAAGUAAUUCUUUAGGGAGGAGAGCUCUUGGGAGCCUGCAUCAGCCUGAGAUGUGGUGUGAGAAUAGGAUGGGGAAUUUGCUUUCUGCUGCCCAAGCAGCCCAUUUCUUUGGAUAACUGGGCGUUGGUUCCUUGAGGUUUUUCCGUCUCAUUUUCUAUUAACACCAAAUUCUCCACUCAUUUAUAAUACUUUUGUCCAGCUUGCUCUUGGUUUCUGAAGAAAAGCAGCCAGCAACUAAGCAUGUAAGCAGUGUGUUUUUGCCUGCUCAGCAGUGGAAAUGCUGGGUUUUGAAAACCACCUACUAAUUUUAGGAGCCGAGAGGCUCCUGAAUCUUGAACCUUGUGGUACUUCUUUUUUAAAGACAGAGAAGUUAGUAAAAGAAUUUCAGCAGUCUCUUAAAGGUUUAACAGGGGAAAGCUUGAAGACUUCUAAAAUUUUCUGAAAUGUUUGAAAACUGGAAAUCUGAAGGGAAAAAAGAAAAGUAUUGAGUUAUAGUAAGAGCCUUUUCUUUCUGGUCCUUGGCUUCUAAACAACACGCUUGGUUUGUGUAGUAGCGUAGCUUAGCUUGGUGAUAAUAUCUGAGUAGUAAUUGUACCUGAGUGCUGAUUCAAAAGAAAAACACAGUGGCGUGUAGGCAGCUUGAAUCCAAGCUUUGCCACGUAAAAAUAAACACGUAGCCUCCACGUACAUUCUGUGCUGCUUAGAGUUUGAGGAACAGACUGAAAUUACCUGACUAAAGCAUCUACGCUCCUCAGUUUCGUAUCAGAUGCUUUUCUAGUGCUUUCUUUUUCAGACCACCUCUGCAUCAUUCAGUGCUGUUCACAGCAUGGCCCAUUGCUGUGCUCACUGCACUAAUUGAUUGCUGCUGAGGACGGGGUGAUGUAGGUGCCUGGUGGACCUCCUUGUGAUGACUGCGUGCUUCAUAAAUGCAGUGUGCUAGUCAGGGCUGUAAUUGAAGUACAAGAUGGCAAGAACCAGCCACAGCAACUACGUCCUUCAGCAGCUAAACAACCAAAGAGAGUGGGGCUUUUUGUGUGACUGCUGCAUUGCUAUCGAUGAUAUUUAUUUCCAAGCACAUAAAGCAGUCCUUGCUGCAUGCAGCUCCUAUUUUAGAAUGUUUUUUAUGAACCAUCAACACACUACAGCCCAGCUGAAUCUAAGCAACAUGAAGAUUAGCGCUGAAUGCUUUGAUCUUAUUUUACAGUUCAUGUAUUUAGGAAAAAUUAUGACCGCCCCUGCCAAUUUUGAGCAAUUUAAAGUGGCCAUGAACUAUUUACAGCUCUAUAACGUACCUGAGUGUCUGGAAGAUAUACAGGAUACAGACUCAUCUAGUUUAAAAUGCUCUUCUUCUGCUUCCAGCACCCAGAACAGUAAAAUGAUAUUUGGUGUGCGAAUGUACGAAGACACGCUUGCUCGAAAUGGCAGCGAAACAAACAGGUGGGGCAUGGAGCCGCCAAGUUCGACAGUCAAUACAUCCCAUAACAAAGAGCCCGAUGAAGAAGCUUUGCAGCUCAGCAGUUUCCCCGAACAACUGUUUGAUGUCUGCAAAAAAAGCACCACGUCCAAAUACUCUCACACAAAAGAGCGUGUGUCUCACUCACGCCGCUUCGGAAGAAGCUUCACCUGCGACAGCUGCGGGUUCAGUUUUAGCUGUGAAAAGUUACUGGAUGAGCACGUGUUAUCGUGCACCAACAGGCAUUCGUACCAAAGUGCCAGAUACUACGGUGCCGAAAAAAUAGACUUUAAUGAAAAGGACUCUGCUUCUAAAAUAAUCUCUACGCAAACAGAAAAAUACAAAGGGGAUUCCAGCCAAGUUGUCGAUGAGUCGUCCUCUCCCGUGUCCAACAUUACAAGCAGGAAAAGCAGCACGGUGGCAUCCGAAACAUCAGGUGAAGAAGGAAGUCGAGCCUCUGAGAGGAAGAGGAUUGUCAUCAAGAUGGAACCGGAGGACAGUCCUGCAGACGAGCUGAAAGAUUAUAAUAUUAUCAAGGUGACAGAUAAGGACUGCAACGAGUCUUCUGAUAACGAUGACCUAGAUGACGAGCAGGAAGAGCCACUUUACAGGUACUACGUUGAGGAAGAGAUGAGAGAGAAGAGAAAUGCUCGGAAGACUUUAAAACCCCGUUUAUCCAUGGAUGAGGAUGAAAGGAGGUGUUUAAAGAGUCCGCGGCACCUUAACAGGAAAGCUCCCUCCGUCCAGGAAGAUGUGGAGAACGCUCCCUGUGAACUUUGUGGGCUAACAAUCACCGAGGAGGAUUUGUCCUCUCAUUAUUUAUCCAAACACAUAGAAAAUAUAUGUGCCUGUGGCAAGUGUGGUCAAAUACUGGUCAAGGGCAAGCAGUUACAGGAUCAUGCACAGACCUGUGGAGAACCCCAGGACCUGACCAUGAAUGGUAUCAGAAAUUCCGAGGAAAAAAUGGACUUGGAAGAAAACCCCGAGGAGCAGUCGGAAAUAAGGGACAUGAUGUUUGCAGACAUGCUGGAAGACUUCAGGGACAGUCAUUUCCAAAUGAACAGCCUUCAAAAAAAGCAGUUAUAUAAGCAUUCUGCCUGUCCUUUCCGAUGUCCUAAUUGCGGGCAGCGUUUUGAAACUGAAAACCUAGUGGUUGAACAUAUGUCCAACUGCCUGGAGCAAGAUCUGUUCAAGAAUUCCAUGAUGGAAGAGAAUGAAAGAGAUCACAGACGUAAGCAUUUCUGCAAUCUUUGUGGGAAAGGAUUUUAUCAGCGUUGUCACUUGAGGGAACACUAUACUGUUCAUACCAAGGAAAAACAGUUUGUUUGUCAGACAUGUGGGAAGCAGUUCUUAAGAGAGCGCCAGUUGCGGCUCCACAAUGAUAUGCACAAAGGAAUGGCCAGGUAUGUCUGUUCCAUUUGUGAUCAAGGAAACUUCAGAAAACAUGACCAUGUACGGCAUAUGAUAUCUCACUUAUCAGCUGGAGAGACUAUAUGCCAGGUCUGCUUUCAGAUAUUCCCAAAUAAUGAGCAACUGGAGCAGCACAUGGAUGUUCAUCUGUAUACAUGUGGAGUAUGUGGAGCAAAAUUUAAUUUGAGAAAAGAUAUGAGAUCUCACUAUAAUGCCAAGCAUUUGAAAAGAACAUAAGCAUAAUCAUACUGUUAAAGCAUUAAGUUGGCAGCAGAGAGAACACCAAAGCAAGGCAUACAGUAUAGUAGACAAAAAUUAAAAAAAAAAAAAAAUUGAAAACAAGUCUUUUUUAUUAUUUUUUUUUAAGACCCUCUUAAUCAUAGGUGUCUAGGCUCAUUAAGUAUAUAGCUUUGAAAAGCUUCAUGUGUUUAAUUAUUACAUUUUCACUGUUUCCUAAUAUCAGUUUCUGUUCUUAAUUUUAUUGUUUUACUAAGUAGAUAUACAAAUCAUUAUUUUUAAACUGUAGAUUAAAAGCACAAUGUUACCCCUUCACUGACUGCUAUUAAACAGUUCUCGGAUCCACGUC
Lagopus muta (rock ptarmigan) is the source of this 5781-nucleotide messenger RNA. RefSeq names its product zinc finger and BTB domain containing 1 (gene ZBTB1). Lineage: Eukaryota; Metazoa; Chordata; Aves; Galliformes; Phasianidae. The record is from RefSeq and is a predicted model, not a curated record. The coding region runs from base 3297 to 5432 and encodes 711 amino acids. Gene Ontology annotation, molecular function: phosphatase binding. The transcript has 2 exons. Gene Ontology annotation, biological process: regulation of cytokine production; negative regulation of transcription by RNA polymerase II; regulation of immune system process.